AAAUCAUACAAGAUUUCUUCAAAUUUCUUUUUCGAGGGGACAACAUUUCUUCAAAUUACAUAAUCAUAUCUCUAAUUCUUCAUCAUAUCCUCAACUCUUCUUCAACUCUACAAAAGACUAAAAGUUCAUCAAAAAAAAACCAAAAAAAAUGCAAAACAACAACCAUUUCCUUCUCUUCCUCCUCUUAUCGCCACCCUUUGUGGUGGCGCAAGACAGUUUUAAAGGCAACUCCGGGGAGCCCUUUACUCCCUCCACCGUAAUAAUCAUCAUAAUGGGAAUCAUCUUCAUGUUCACCGGUUGCCUCGCCGUCUUCCUCCGCCAAUUCUCACACGGCUGUUUCGGCCUCAACGUCACCGUCAACCCGGCCCUCACCGCCGACGGCCACCUAGCCACCCACGGGCUCGACCCGGAAUACAUCAAAACCAUCCCUACCUACUUCUAUUCCGACGUAAAACAACACCGCAAAGGCCACGUUGAGUUAGAAUGUGCGGUUUGUUUGAGUGAAUUCCAAGAUCCCGAGGCAUUAAGACUCUUACCAGGGUGUAGCCACGUGUUUCAUCCUCGUUGCAUUGACCAGUGGCUUGCAACACACGUUACCUGCCCUAUUUGUCGUCUUUCCCUAGAGCCUGAUCUGUUAGGUAGUCCUACUAAACCAGCACCUAAUACAGUUGUCAUCAAUAUUCUUCCUGAUACGAGGCAGCAUGAUGAAUCAGACGACAGAUCUGAUGACAGCGAACAAGAUGAUCAUGAUGUAAAAAAAAUUAUUGUAGGGAAGUUUCCUAGGUCACAUUCAACGGGUCAUUCCAUGGCGGAUCCGGAGAGGUUUACACUAGUGUUACCCGAGGAAGUACAAAGUAAUUUACCGAACCGGUCUAAGUUUUUAAGUUCAAUACUUAGCCCUAGGAGUGCUUACCGGUGUGGGUGGUUUUCUAUGACCCCACCUCUUUUUAAUGCCCGGUCUAGAUCGGUUCGGUCCAUGGUAUCAUCCAGUUUGGUUAUCAACGGUUCGAAGAACCCGGCCCUACCACCGGUUAAAACAUCCGAUCGUUUAUGGCCGAUAUAGAUAUGAAAUUACGGUGAGUUCAUGGGACGUCAUAAUUUCUCAAUUUUUACUUCAAUUGGGUGUUUUUUUGUUUUAGUUUAUACUUUACAAAAUCCCGAAAUAAAAUUUUCUCUCUCAUUAAUAUGAUCGAAUUACUACCUCGAGUACGUACAUUAUAUUUUUACGAGUCCAUAUAUACCUAAUGAAAAAAGACGGACUCUAAAACUGAACAUGAAGUAGUGAAUUACUAAAAUCGAGGUUUUUGUUUGCAAUUGAAAAUGUUACUCAAAAAACGUUCCAAAUAUGAGAGUUCCACGUAAUACAUUUGGAAUUCUAUGAUUAAUUGGAGUGAACUGUUUUUUAAAAUAUAAUAAUUAUGGACAUAGUUGGGUUGGGACUCUUGGGAGUAUUACUUGGUCAAGAAAAUUGAGAUGUAUGUACAUUUCCAAUUAUUAUGUAAUAAUAUGAUUAUACUAAUGCCAAAUAAAUAGAAGAACAAGUUGAGAAGUCAAUUUUAUUGAUAAUGAUAGUGUUGUAUACAGCUUGUUAGAGAUACAAUUAUAAUAUUUUUUUAUUUUUUUUUAAAUCUUUUGUAUACUCAAACAAAAUAAUGUCAUUUAAAUACUUCGUACGUAGUACUUCAUAGCAAGGUUCUACGGAGUAUCAAAGAGGCAACUUCAAUUUUAUUAUGUAUUGAACAAAAAGGUUGUCCUUAAAUUAAAUGUAUAGUUUGAUUUAAU
Spinacia oleracea (spinach) is the source of this 1782-nucleotide messenger RNA. Its product is annotated as E3 ubiquitin-protein ligase ATL6-like. The record is from RefSeq and is a predicted model, not a curated record. Lineage: Eukaryota; Viridiplantae; Streptophyta; Magnoliopsida; Caryophyllales; Amaranthaceae. The coding region runs from base 149 to 1063 and encodes 304 amino acids. The transcript has a single exon.